Molecule: messenger RNA, 1446 nt
Organism: Corylus avellana
Lineage: Eukaryota; Viridiplantae; Streptophyta; Magnoliopsida; Fagales; Betulaceae
Product: LRR/ubiquitin-like domain protein
Cellular component (GO): cytoplasm
Molecular function (GO): protein binding
Source: RefSeq, a predicted model, not a curated record
CCAGUCUUGUACGUGCCAAGGAGACCCACAGGGCAAAGUCGCGAUAGAAUAAAAAUGGAGGCGGCCGGUGCUACCACUGGUGAGCGUAGUGAUCCCCAAUCGGAGAUCACCGGAAUCACCAUCACUGUCAAAUUCAGCGGGAGGUCAAUCCCGGUCACUAUCUCGCCGGACGCGACGAUCGGCGAUCUCAAGUCCCUCCUCCAACCCCUCACCAACGUCCUGCCACGUGGACAGAAGCUCAUUUCCAAAGGGAAGCUUUUGGUCGAUGCGACGACGUUGAGGGCGUCGGCGGUGACCGGCGGGGCCAAGGUCAUGCUCAUGGCCUCCCAGGGGUUGCACCAAGGGGAUGGUCCAAUUCUAAAAGAGGCUCAGAGUGUACCGAGGCGAGUUGACAAUGCUAAUAGAAUGGUGAACGAGAAGACGCAAGUUCGCGUUGAUAAGAACAGGUUGGAACGGUGGAAGGUGACCGGAGUUGUGGCGUUGUCCGAAUGCAAUUUGAAGGCCAUACCUGAUGAAGUGUGGGCUUGUGGACCUUCUGCAAGAGUCCUUGAUUUGAGCAACAACUCUGUUCGAGAUGUUCCUGCCCAAGUUGGCCGUUUGAGUUCCAUUCAGAAAUUGUUCCUGAAUGCAAAUGCUAUAAUGGACGAAACAAUUAAUUGGGAAGCACUAACAUCUCUAAAGUAUCUAACGGUUCUAUCUGUGAACCAAAACCAUUUAACAACUUUACCUUCUGCGCUGGGUGCUCUGACUUCACUGAAGCAACUUCAUGUCGCAAACAACAAGUUGACUAGCCUCCCAAUUGAAAUAGGUCUAUUGACACACCUUGAGGUCAUGAAAGUCAAUAACAACAGGAUAAGCACCAUUCCUACAUGCAUAGGGAACUGUAUUUCUCUUAUUGAGGUUGAUCUUUCAUCAAAUCUUCUAUCGGAGUUGCCAGAGACUUUUGGUAAUUUGCAUGAUUUGAAGGCUUUGUAUCUCGGUAACAACGGGCUAAAAUCAGUUCCUUCUACGCUAUUCAAGAUGUGCCUUCAGCUCUCAACACUGGAUCUCCACAACACACAAGUCACAAUGGAUCUCCUUCGUCAGUUUGAAGGGUGGGAAAGCUUCGACCAACGCCGCCUCUUAAAGCAUCAGAAGCAGCUCGAUUUCCGAGUUGUGGGCUCUGCUGAGUUUGAUGAAGGUGCUGAUAAAAACUGAUGGUCCAUUUUUUUGAAUAAAAUAGUCAUUUCAUUUUAGUGUACUAAAGAUUGGGGUAUUAGACUCUAGAUUUGUUAUAGGAUAAUCUUCAAGCUAGCAUCCACUUGAAGAUUCCAGUGAAGGCAAAAGUGAUUCGAAGCUAUACGCAACUCCAUUUCUUGGUAUAGCAACCUUGUAAUGGAGGUGAAAGUUCUCAAUGGAAGUUCAUGGUUCUCCAAAUUAGAAAUGAGAGGGUAGAUUUUAUAUUCA